Liolophura sinensis is the source of this 1945-nucleotide messenger RNA. Its product is annotated as 26S proteasome non-ATPase regulatory subunit 13-like. The transcript is spliced from 13 exons. Gene Ontology annotation, molecular function: structural molecule activity. The record is from RefSeq and is a predicted model, not a curated record. The coding region runs from base 8 to 1144 and encodes 378 amino acids. Gene Ontology annotation, cellular component: nucleus; proteasome regulatory particle, lid subcomplex; cytosol. Lineage: Eukaryota; Metazoa; Mollusca; Polyplacophora; Chitonida; Chitonidae. Gene Ontology annotation, biological process: ubiquitin-dependent protein catabolic process.
UUUCAAAAUGCCUCGCGAUGUGGCUUCUUAUCUAGCAGAGCAGCAGAGAAAAAGUUCUGGAGAAACUGCUUCAGAAUGGGCAAACAUCGAAGAAUUGUACAAUAAAAGAUUAUGGCAUCAGAUUACUUUGAAGUUACUGACUUUUGUCAAGGAUCCAAUUUUCUCAAAGGGCGAUGGACUUUUGCAGCUUUAUGAAAAUUUUAUUGCUGACUUUGAACACAGAAUCAAUGCCUUGGCUCUUGUUGAGAUUAUCAUAGUGGUGGUCAGACAGAUAACAGAUCCCAAGCAGGCUGUGGAAUUUUUAGAAAAGAUCCAAGAAAAGGUGAAGGCGAAUGAUGAGGCCAAAAUACUAUGCCUGACGACUAUUGCCAAUAUCAGACUACGACAGAAAGAGCUGGAAAGCACCAAGGCAUUGGCUGAAGAGGCCAGGACAAUUCUGGAUGGUCUUGAUGGGGUCACCUCAGUACAUGGAAGGUUUUAUGAGCUGUCCAGUAACUACCACAAGAUGAUGGGCAACCAUGCCGAGUACUACAAAGAUGCCCUGAGAUAUCUGGGCUGUACAAAGCUAGAAGAUAUCCCUGCUGAAGAACAAGAGGAAAGAGCAUUCAGUUUAGGACUUGCAGCUUUGUUAGGAAAUGGAGUGUACAAUUUUGGAGAAUUGUUAAGCCACCCUAUCUUGGAAUGUCUCAAAUCAACCAACAAAGCCUGGUUGGUGGAUGUGCUGUAUGCUUUCAACUCUGGCAAUAUAGCCAAGUUUGAGGAGCUGAGAAAGCAGUGGUCUUCACAGCCUGAUCUUGCAGCCAAUGAGUCUAGCAUGAAGGAGAAGAUUUCUCUGCUUUGUCUGAUGGAGAUGACCUUUAAAAGACCUGCAACAAACAGACAGCUAACAUUUAAAGAAAUAGCCAGUGAGGCCAAAAUACCAUUGAAAGAGGUGGAGAUGCUGGUGAUGAGGGCUCUUAGCCUUGGCUUGCUGAAAGGUUCCAUAGAUGAAGUGGAUCAGAAAGUGCAUAUGACGUGGGUUCAGCCAAGGGUGCUGGAUCUUGAACAGAUCGGGAUAAUGCAGAAACGCUUGAUGCAGUGGUGUGAGGACGUGAAGCAGAUGGAACGUCUGGUGGAAGUCAAGGCUCAUGAUAUCUUGACAUAAAACCCAACUGCUUUGAUCUGAUCUUGACAGGAUAUUGUAUGAGAAAAGAUAAGACCAGGAUGUGCUAUUUGUUCUUCACGUAGUAUUUUCAAAAAUAAUACUGGACCAUGUUCUGGAAGCUGUUUUCAUGUUUCACACAUCAAAGCUGGAUUUUUUUUUUUUUUUUGAAAAGACUUGAGUUUUAUUAACAAGACUGUCAUAUGAAGGGAAGUGCUGACUAUUACUGAUGAAAUCAGAGAGGGAGACUCACCUGGUUGCCAGGCUUUCCUUUAAUUAACAGAUACAUGGAAUGCAGCCAGUUUUGAGGAAAAUGUUUAUCUUGUCUUAAUAAACAUCAAAAGUACAUGUAGCUUUCUCAUCCUGUUCAUGAUGCGUGUAUUGUUGACUACCAUUCGGCAACAAAUGGUUUUCUUUUGCAGUUAUACUAUAGUUUAUAAAUUUUGUGACCACAUAAAUGUAAAGUGAAUAUUUGUCAUGCUAUUUUGGCAUUUUCCUGUGUUUGUUGUUUUGUUUUAUUGGUUUUUUAUGGGUCUAUUGGUGAGAAUCGCCAGAGGCCCAUUAUAGGGGCAUGAUAAAAUGUUAAGAAAUUUCCGGAAAUAGUUUAACCCAAGUACGACGUGUCCGUGCGCUUAACGAAAUAGACCGUGUCUUAUGAUCAAAUAUUAGCUUUCUUUCCUGAAGUUUUCUUCAUUGUUUUGUUUGGGUCUAUAUGUUAUGAUUUUGCAUUGAAUGAAUGAAAUUGUAAUUAUGUUUGGAUUCGUGCUUUCAUUUAUUAUUCAUUUAGUGUCAUGUCGCGAAAGC